This is a messenger RNA of Colletotrichum destructivum, 3717 nucleotides long. RefSeq names its product Putative SH3 domain-containing protein. Lineage: Eukaryota; Fungi; Ascomycota; Sordariomycetes; Glomerellales; Glomerellaceae. Gene Ontology annotation, molecular function: protein binding. The record is from RefSeq and is a predicted model, not a curated record. The coding region runs from base 1591 to 3189 and encodes 532 amino acids. The transcript has a single exon.
CGCUGCCGCCGCUGGUGUCAUUGUUCUCUGCUGUGAUCCUUUCUCUCUCUUGCCCUAUUUCCUUCCUCGCCUCUCUCCUCCUUUUCCGACCUCUCUCCUGGCUCUCCUAGACUCUCACCCUCCCAUCCUCUCACCUCACCCUCAUUCUCUUUCACUCUCGCGCUCACGCAAUCUGCCAUCCCACCCCUCCUCCAUCUCUCCUCCCCUUCAAGCCCCCAUUUCCCGCCAAUUCCCACCUACAGCCAGUAGGAUCACUGCGUGACGCGCUUAGAGGCAGCAGGGUGCAGCAGGCCCAGUGCGUUUGGGGGUCGAAGUGUCUGUUCUUACAUCCCUGGGCUUUAUUGCCCGAGGUAACCAGUACCUACCUUAGGAUAGCGGAGGAGUAAGUGGCCCGUCCACCCGCCCGCAGUUCUCUGUGCAACGCAGCAUUCCCCUUAGAGGGGUCGGUCGUCCUGUAGUUUGGCUGCUCAUUGACGGAAAGGCGCCCUACCAAAAAUACGUUACCAAAGUACAGAUACUUGUCCAUGACCAGGACCGAUACCUGAGGUAGUUCGUUGCAGUUAAGUCUGGCCCAGUCCGUCCAGUCCAGUCCAAAUCUUGCGCUCCGUCUGGUGCGGAAAGGCACGGACGGCCGUUUCUCUCUCACCCGCUCACUCACACAACACACAAACACACUCACACACACACUCUCUAUUUCCCGAGUCCCCUCCCUUAGGGACCUUUCUGCAGGAAUUCACGACCCUGCCGUGCCCUGAGACCUGUACAGAAACGGACGUGGAUGCUGUAGGCCUGUACGGGUCGCGGUACAACACCUCAUACUCCUACGACCCUCGUACAGCGCUAGCGAUCUGGACUUGGACUCCCCGUCUCCCCUCGCUGCGCAGUCGCUGCCCAGCACCAAAGAAGCGCCAGCGACCUGAACCCAAACGGAUUAUUCCCAAACCUCACUCCUUUCUUCCCGCUCCUCCUCUAUUCUUCCAUUCUCCUUGUCUACUUCCAUCCUCCUCUUCCUCUUCCCUCUUCUCUCUUCCUCACCACCGCCUCUCAUCGGUCGCAAUAUUCCGUCCUCUUCAUUCUUCGACGCUACUCUUGUCGCAAGCCAAGCGACCCCGCGGCCCGACCUUCAUCGGCACGCUCGCUCCUGGCCUUUAAGUUCUUGACGCUCCUUAUUCGACUUCCAACCCACGGCGUCGCGUGCGACAACCUUCGUUUUGCGACACCUUGCGAGCGACAUUGUUUGCUUCCCGCGGCCCCUUGCUCUUUUCAACCGACGCUGUUCGUCUUCGCCUCGUUCAAAUCACGAUCCUCGCAGCCCGCAUACCCAGGCUAACCCGCUCCGUUCUGGCGCAGUACAACUCACGAUUACGCCUGCCGCCUGCGCAAACCUUCCAAUUCACUGCGCUCCUUGCCCGACACCGACUCGGCACCAAUUACAUCCCGCCUCCCAUUGUCGUUCGCCGCCCACAAGCUAUCGUCGGUCGAUCUCGCUUCCGAACGUUUUGCUGGAUCGGUGGCACGAGGCUGUAGGAUCCGCGAAUCGGGUGACUGUCAUCCUUUUGCUGGCCUCCCGACGAUUGUGACAAUCUCAGGAUGACCACGCUCUUAUCACAAAGCUCCUCGCCCACGACAUCCCCACCCACUGCAGCUUCUCCCUCCGCCAACCCGAAUCACCCCUCACUACCGCCACUAAUAACAUCACCUCAUAGCCGACGAUCGACAGCACCGAGACCAAUGUCGCACGCUUCAAAGAACCGCUUGUCGCAGUACUCGACGGGCUCUGCCCCUUCGCGUUCGCGACCGCCUUCUCACAUAUUCCCAAUGUUUCCCUCGACUCUUUCCUACACCCUUGUGCGCGAUUUCGCAUAUCCCAUGAUGCACCCUAUGCACUAUGGCCCCCCUCCUGAGCCGUCGCAUCCCGCAUCCGGUCUCAGUACGCCCGCCAGCGAGUCGCGCCGCCUCUCUGAUCCUCCCGCCACCUGGGAAACCAAAAUGAGUUGGGACAAUGGAUCCUGGGGCACCGAAGGCUUCGGCAAGGCCCACGAUCUACCACCCAUGGAAUUUCGGGAUGGUCCACCUUGGAGCGAGGACGAAGACUUGGCGAGCCCUGUCGUUAGCUCUCGGCACCGAAAGCACAAGUCCUCUGCGGCAGCUUUUGGCGGAACUGGACGAGCGAGAAACUCCCGCGAUGCGGGCAACGACCUGCUGAACACGGCGCACUACGAGCGAGAGCGCGGCUUCUAUGUCGGGACCAGCGGCGAUGGCAGCGAGCGCUACUAUCUGAACCAGGGAGGUGAAGCGAACGGACCGGGCGGGGAAUAUGUCACCUACCCGCCCGACGACGCGAGGCAUUCCAGCCAUGCAUACCAGUUGGGCAGCCUUCCUCCUCGACAGUAUGUGGAACAUGAGGCGUACUCGGACGCCUCGAGCUCCGCAUCGUCGCCGGGGUUUCGCCCCGACGACCAAUCGAGGUACUCGCGAGACUACCAGUUUACCAUUACGUCGCCCGACGAGGAAAUGCACGGCAAGGCCGUUGCUCUUUUUGACUUUGAGAGGGAAAACGAGAACGAAUUGCCGUUGGUGGAGGGCCAGAUCAUAUGGGUCUCGUAUCGACAUGGCCAAGGCUGGCUUGUGGCCGAAGACCCUAAGACGCAGGAAAGCGGACUGGUCCCCGAAGAAUACGUUCGCCUGCUCCGCGAUAUCGAGGGUGGAAUGAACAGCCUCACCGGGAACCUGGGCGAGGGAUCUACGUCUCCCAACGACGUUGGAACGCCGACCCAGGCGGAACAUCAACCCCACGGCCACACUCCAACGGGCAGCCAGUCUUCAUCCAACGGUUACCACCAGCCUGUUGUAUCGACGUUUUCUACUUCCAGCAAAGACCUGGACCCAUACCCGACGCAGCAAUUGGGCAUUCAGGCCGGACAGCCCCCGCCCCAAGUCGUCCAUUAUCAUGGCCAGAGAGGCGGUAGCCAGGCCAACACACCUACUCUGGCGUCGCAUCACGAGGUCGGCAUGAUGCGUCGAGGUAGCCAGGACACGACAGCGAAAAAGACAGACUCCCAGAUCAGCCCCUUGACGGAGGCAAUUACAGAGGGCAGCUUGGUGGACCGGUCAAGCACGCCCAAGGCGCAGACUCCCGGCGAGAAGCCCGCAGACGCUGACGCCGACGCCAUGGACAUGGGCCGGUGAUGUUGGAGAGGCUGACAAGGUCUUUGCUGUGGUGGUACUUGGACGUCUGGAUUUUGUGUUAAGGCAGAUCUCUUCCCUCGAGGGAUCUGUCAAAAGCCAUGUACUAUGAGGAACCUUAGGGAGGAGCGUUUCUGAUUUCGCUUUGAUGAUCAAGAGGCGUAUUGUUGUAUUUCAGGAGACAUAAAGAGGGGAGCCCCAGGUCGGUCGCUUUCAGCAUGUAGCUUGGAUGACGGAAAAUAUGGAUGGUCACGGCCCCGUGGAAGGAUCCAUCUGGGUUCAAUGCGGAUGAUGGAAGACGGCAUGUUGGGCGGUCGGAUGUCCGGUUCCCGGCCGCGGCACCAGAUGAAUGUGAGGUGUUGUUUUAGCUAAGCUCUCAGCAACUGAAGCUGUUUGCUUGUACAUAAUAUAUCGGGGUGAUCCCCAGCUUUCCCCGUAUGAGGGAGGGUGUAGACCAGCAUGAGCCGCUCCAACAAAUGCGCAGUCUUCUAUAGAUACUUUGACGCUUCGACGCUGACAGCCAGUCAGUCC